Marmota flaviventris (yellow-bellied marmot) is the source of this 1362-nucleotide messenger RNA. RefSeq lists its product as uncharacterized. Lineage: Eukaryota; Metazoa; Chordata; Mammalia; Rodentia; Sciuridae. The record is from RefSeq and is a predicted model, not a curated record.
AUGCGGCGCCUCCAUGUGUCCCAGAAGCCUCCACCUGACCAGCAGAGCACUCAGCCAGCAGCUCCCAAUAGCACCCACGCUGAGACCCAAAGCUCUUUGUCAAUUGCCCUUGAUCCCCAAGUCCAUACUCAAGAGUCUCCGCUCGCCGUCAGCACUCUAAGGGUCAGCAGCCAACCUUCUCACACCACUGGCAUUCUCAAGGUCCACCACCAAGAGCCUUCGUCCACCCGCAGCGGUCGCCGGGUCAGCAUCCAAGAGCCUCCGCCUUCCCUCAGCGUGCGCCGGGUCAGCAUCCAAGAACCCCUGUCAAUUUUGCAGAGUCACCGGAUCAGUAGCCACGAGUCUUACCCAGAUAGCAGCCAUCGCCGGUUUAGUAUCCAAGACACACCAUCCAUUACCUACAAUGGCUGGGUUGGUGCCCGAGAUGGUCAACCAAAUCAACACUUGAGCACCUCCCUGACUGAAAUCCAAUCAGUUAGCAACCAUAGUCAAACCGAUUUUGAAAAUUUCCAGACAGUAGAGAGAACCGGCCAAACAUUCAAACAAAACCGGCUCAGUGUUGAUGUCCCCCCAUCCAUUACCCACAGCCCUGAGGCCAGUAUCAAAAGUAUUGAAUCAAUUGUCUGGGGUUCCCAGGAGAGUUUCAAACAAUAUGCGCACAGCCCCCAACUCAGCCAAAUCACUCUGGACAACAUUCACAACUAUAUGCCCCGGUACUCCACCGGAAUUGGUUCCUCCAGGUUUCAGGACAAAUGGAGCCGCCAAUCACUGCUGCCCUUAGGCUGGCGACUGCUGCACGAGGCCAGGAAGAUCAGCCGCCAGCUGAGCCUGGUGCUGAGCCUGGCUGGCAUGGUGAUCAUUGGUCUCAUUUCUCUGGGCCAGCCCUGGAUGCACUUCCAGGUGCCACUGAAGCCACCAGGGGACCCUGAUGGCCCGCAGACCAUCCCCAUCAACACCAUCUUCUUUAUGCAGUGCCCCGACGUUGUCUGCAUGUAUGAGUACGACCAGAAUGCUUACUUGCUGGACCUUUCCUGGGCCUUCCUCGUUAUCUCCAGUAUCACCGGCUUCUGCCUCUGUGUGGCUCUAAUAAGCACCCUCUUCUUUACCAGCUCCAACCUGCCCAUGCUGGACUUCUUCCUCUUCAUCAGCAGCAUCAUGACAGGGGCCAGUAUCAUAUUGGGCGUCCUGUUCUACCUGAUGCAGGCCCACAAGUUCCUGCAGGAAGGCAUGACCUACAAGCUGGGCAUCAGCUUCUAUCUGGCAUGGACUGCCGUCUUCUUAUUCCUGAUGAAUGGUUUAUUCUCCUAUCUGAAUUAUAUGAAUUUCUGGUCCAUCCUGGCGAUCCAGGCCAUCUGGGCUUAG